Zonotrichia leucophrys gambelii is the source of this 2165-nucleotide messenger RNA. RefSeq names its product ubiquitin conjugating enzyme E2 W (gene UBE2W). The transcript has 6 exons. The coding region runs from base 125 to 580 and encodes 151 amino acids. NCBI's taxonomy places the organism in Eukaryota, Metazoa, Chordata, Aves, Passeriformes, Passerellidae. The record is from RefSeq and is a predicted model, not a curated record.
CUCGCCCAAGCCCCGCGCACGCGCAGCCGCUCAACGGGCGGGCACGGGCACGUGACCGGGGAGCGCGCGGGGCGGGGCCGCCCCGGCGGCGGCGCAGAGGGGAGGGGGAGGAGGCGGAUCCAUCAUGGCGUCGAUGCAGAAACGAUUACAAAAAGAACUGUUGGCAUUUCAAAAUGAUCCACCUCCGGGAAUGACUCUAGAUGAAAAGAGUGUACAAAAUUCAAUUACACAGUGGAUUGUAGACAUGGAAGGUGCUCCAGGAACACUCUAUGAAGGGGAAAAAUUUCAGCUUUUAUUUAAGUUUAGUAGUCGGUAUCCUUUUGAUUCGCCUCAGGUCAUGUUUACUGGAGACAAUAUCCCUGUUCAUCCUCAUGUUUAUAGCAAUGGUCAUAUCUGUUUAUCCAUUCUAACGGAAGACUGGUCUCCAGCCCUCUCAGUGCAAUCUGUUUGUCUUAGCAUUAUUAGCAUGCUUUCCAGCUGCAAAGAAAAGAGGCGACCUCCAGAUAACUCAUUUUAUGUAAGAACAUGUAACAAGAAUCCAAAGAAAACGAAAUGGUGGUAUCAUGAUGACACAUGUUGAUGCCACCAUUUUGUGAUCCUCGUAGCAGAAGAUAGUCCUACUGAGAAAAUGAGCACUUUGAUCAUUCAGUCUUUGAACUUUAACCUUUGACUGGAAGUGACCUAUAGGCAAUGAAGACUACUUCCUUUGACUGCAUUUUUACUAGUGUGCAUUCUGGGCGCAUGUUGAUCGCUGGUUCAGUCCAUGCAACUGACAUGCUUUUAUUAGUCAUACAGUAUUAAUGCAGGUGUCCAGAAAUGUCAGAAUAAUUCCAUUAUUUUUAUUUUAAGCUUUUGGAAGAAUUCCAGGUCUUCAUAUAUUGUGCAAUAACACUGAGCUCCUUGGCGGUUUUGGUGCAUCCAUUGCCGGCAAUGGACAUUGUACCAGGGAAAGGUUUUGCUCCUGCCACAAAAAAGAUUGACAUGUGACUGAGCUUAUGAAAGUUUUGGAUAUAUUUGGAAUAUAAGCAAGGGAUUGACAAUUACCUGAAAUCCAGCCCAUUCUUUUAUAUUUGGAUUCUAUGCACUGUGACCACAAAACUAGCAGCAUGAGUUAACAUGCCUACCUGAAGGACUGUAAUAAGAUCAUUACGUAUUUAUUAAAUUGUUUAUCUGCUGUCAAAUUGUUUUGACAUGGGCGGUUUUUCAAGUGACAUUGGCAGAGAGGUACAAUGUUAUCCCUAUGGUGAAAUAAAACUACUUUUUGUAUAUAGUUAUUCAUAUCUCUGAAGCAAAGGUAUGAGUAAUUUAGGGUAUGAGUGAUUUAAACAAGAAUUUAUUUUGGAGAUAGAGGAUGGCAGUGAUAUAACUGAACUUGCUGCAGUCCGUAAUUGGGCUUGUAAUUUGUAUUUAGAGCUUUUUCCAAAUAGAUUGCACACUGUUAUUUCCUGCUAGCCAUCAGCAUGAGCCCUACUGCCUACACCAAUAUUUCAUUUAUUUAUGUGUUCGAAAGCAAUCCAUAUAACAUUUUUUGUUUGCAUUCACUGUUUCUUUUGUGUUGUAUGUCAUGUUUGAAUGUUACAAAACAAUAUUUUGAUUGAAAAGCUUUGUCAGAAGAUAUUUUCAUGUAAAUUAUUUCUUUAUCUUGUAAGCAUCAUCUUGUCUUUUAAUCCUGUAUUAUAAAAAGAAAAAAAAAAUACAUUUUUGACAGAGGCUUAAAGUUUUCACAAAAAAGUGUGGACCUUCUUAUUUAAGUUUAGACUAAAGUAUAUUUUCUUAACUUGUUUGUCCCACGUAGCCAUGCCAAUUUUUCCAGGCUUUUCUUCACCAAAAAAAGGGGGAAAAGCCUAAAAUCAGACAUUUUUCUCUGGAGCAACAUUUACUGAAAUGACAGUUGUUCUCAGCACUCUGUAAUAUUUUGAUACUGCAAUUAGGUUGUCUUUUUAGGAAGCACUUUUAUAAACUAAAUACCUUUACACAUAUGCAAAAUUUCUAUAAUUUUUUUUACUGUUGCCUUAUUGUUGCACUCAAAAAAAUUUCAAGCAAUUAAUGCAUGAAUGUCUAAAUGAAGUAAUAGCUUGAUGUAAAAACAAACAAAAGCAAAAAAAAAUCCCUAAACCAAAUCCACAAUGACUAACUACAAUAAAAACCAGAAAAUUGGCUGAAAA